AUGGGAGGUAUACUUAAAAACCCGCUAGCCUUAUCGCCGGAGCAGCUGGCGCAACAGGAUCCAGAAACGCUUGAAGAGUUUAGAAGACAAGUUUACGAAAAUACGCAGAAAAAUGCCAAAUUGACAUCACAUAAAAGGAAUAUACCGGGACUAGAUAAUACAAAAGAGGAGGGGGAGAUAAUUGGAACAUCGAGUACCUUCCUUCCAAAGGACACACUGUCACUGAAACAUGAGCAAGACAUGUUGGCCAAGAUGACACCAGAAGAGCGAGUUCAAUGGAACCAAAGAAAUUUAGCAGAAAAUGAAAUAACAAAAAAGCAGUUCCAAGAUAUUCACAUAGACGAGCCCAAGACCCCCUACCAAGGUGCUGUGGACCCUCACGGGGAAUACUACAGAGUAGAUGAUGAUGAAGAUGAGGAUAAUAGUGAUAAAAAACCAUGCCAGGUGGCAAACGAUGACAUCGACGAUUUGUCCCUGGGCGAACCGGAAUUUGAAAUCAAAGAGAACAAACAACCGGAUUUUGAGACCAACGACGAGAAUGAUGAAGACUCACCGGAGGCUAGACAUAAGAAAUUUGAAGAAAUGAGAAAGAAGCAUUACGACGUAAGGGCAAUUUUCAACAAAAAGUCCCGUGAAGCGCUAAAGGACGAAGACGAAGACGAAGAUGAUAGUACGACAAAAGAACCAUGA
This is a messenger RNA of Saccharomyces cerevisiae S288C, 690 nucleotides long. RefSeq names its product PP1-complex regulatory subunit GLC8 (gene GLC8). Gene Ontology annotation, molecular function: protein phosphatase inhibitor activity. The record is from RefSeq and is marked reviewed. Gene Ontology annotation, biological process: regulation of signal transduction. The transcript has a single exon. NCBI's taxonomy places the organism in Eukaryota, Fungi, Ascomycota, Saccharomycetes, Saccharomycetales, Saccharomycetaceae. The coding region runs from base 1 to 690 and encodes 229 amino acids.